Clunio marinus is the source of this 12765-nucleotide messenger RNA. The record is from the annotation of a GenBank genome assembly. NCBI's taxonomy places the organism in Eukaryota, Metazoa, Arthropoda, Insecta, Diptera, Chironomidae.
AUGGAAACAACAGGUAAAGUUGAUGAUGUCAUGAAAUUGAUCCUUGGUCUUAUCUGGACAAUUAUCCUUCGCUUUCAAAUACAAGAAAUUGAGAUCGAUGUGGAUGAAGACAAUGAAACAAGCGAAAAGAAAUCAGCCAAAGACGCGUUGCUGUUGUGGUGCCAGCGAAAGACUCAUGGUUAUCCGAAUGUCAACAUCCAAGACUUUACAUCAUCAUGGCGUUCUGGCUUGGGCUUCAACGCUCUCAUCCAUUCACACCGUCCCGAUCUCUUUGACUUUAAUUCACUUCAACCAGGUCGCAACAUGGAGAAUCUUAAUCAUGCAUUCGACGUGGCUGACCGUGAGCUUGGAAUUCCUCGCUUGUUAGAUGCUGAAGAUUUAGCUGAACAAACUCGACCCGAUGAACGCUCUGUGCUCACCUACGUCGCUUCCUAUUAUCACACAUUCGCUCGAAUGAAGAACGAACAAAAAAGUGGGAAGCGAAUUGCGAAUAUUGUUGGAAAGAUGAUGGAUGCCGAUGGAAAGAUUGUUCAAUAUGAAACAUUAACGUCAACACUCCUUACAUGGAUUCGUAAUAAGACGAAAGAUUUGGAGAAGAGAAACUUUCCAAAUUCCCUUGAAGGUAUUCAGCAAGAACUGUUGAACUUCAAGCAAUAUCGCACAAUUGAGAAGCCUCCAAAGUAUAAGGAACGAAGUGAAGUUGAAGCUCUUUAUUUUCAUGUUAAUACACUUUUAAAGUCUUUAAAUCAGCCACAAUACACGCCUCAAGAUGGUCAACUCGUCAAAGAUAUUGAAAAGGCUUGGCAGCUGUUGGAGAAUGCCGAACACAAUCGUGAAGUUGCACUUAGAAAUGAACUUUUACGACAAGAGAAACUUGAACAGUUGAACUAUAAAUUUGAAAGAAAGUCAGUUCUUCGUGAAAACUAUUUGAAGGAAAUGAUUCAAGUUCUUUCUGAUCCUCGGUAUGGAGCCAACAUAAGACAAGUCGAUGCGACUGUAAAGAAACACGAAGCAAUCAGCGCUGAUAUUCUCGCUCGAGUUGAGAGAUUCAACGACUUGACUGACAUGAGUAAUGAGCUUCAGAGGGAAAAUUAUCAUGGCAAAGAUCGAGUGAAGAAGCGUGAAGAAGAAGUUUUAAAGAAAUGGAACGAGUUAUUAAAACUUCUCGAACAUCACAAGAAUAAUUUAAAUCAAAUGAGUAGUUUGAUGAAUUUGUUGCGUGAAAUCGACACGACAAUUGCUUCGAUAAAAACUCUUCAAGCUCUGUUUGCUUCCGAAGAUGUUGGGCCUCAUUUGUUGGGUGUUGAAGAAUUACUUCAAGCACAUUCACUGCAAGAACUUCAAGUGACAGCGCUUGGUGAUGCCAAACGUCGAUACAUGCGACAAGGUGAAAGUUACAAGAAAUCCGACCAUAAGGAAGCACCUUUACUGGCUCAAAAACUUGAAUCAUUGGAACAACUUUACAACGAGUUGCAAAAGCAAAGUGCUAACCGAAGAUCGAAGUUAGAAGAAGCUCGAGACUUUUAUCAUUUCUUAGAAGAUCAUGAGAAUGAAGAAGGUUGGCUGAUUGAUAAACAAAGAAUCUGCAAAGCUGCAAUAACUGCCAAGGAUUUACGUGCUGUCAUGUCACUUCAACAAAAGCAUAAAGUCCUUGAAGAUGAAAUGAAAGUUCGUAAACCAAAAUCCCAACAAUUGAAAGAAGUUGGAAAAAAACUUAACACUGAACAGCAACAUUCACGUGGUAGUGAAGUGUCAUCGAGACUUGAAUCGUUGGAUGAACAUUGGAAAGCUUUAGAAGAUUUGGUUGAGUUGAGAAAGCGACAAUUGGAAGAUGCAGCAGAAGCUUAUCAAUUCUACACCGACGCUAAUGAAGCUGAUUCGUGGUUGAACGAGAAAAUGGCGCUUGUCGUGUCGAAAGAUUUUGGAGUUGAUGAACCUUCAGCUCAAGCGUUGCUGCAAAGACAUCGCGACCUUCAAGGUGAACUUAACGCUUAUUCAGGUGACAUUAAGAAUUUAAAUCAACAAGCUGACAAGUUGAUGAAAGCAGGAAUAUGCACAUUGGAUCUUUCUCAAGAGCCAGAACCAGUUCAGGAUAUUGAACAAGAGGAAUGGGUGAAUGAGACUCGUCUUGUAUCAAAGGAGGUUUGGGAAGAAGAACCUGUUGAGAAACUCGAACCAAGAACAGUCACUGAGAUGAAAAUGAUGUCACAUGUCAAGGCUCUUUAUCCUUUCGAAGGGCAAGGAAUGAAAAUGGCUAAAGGAGAGACGAUGGUGUUGCUUAAUAAAACGAAUCCCGAUUGGUGGUCAGUGAGAAAGUCAGACGGCGUUGAAGGUUUCAUACCAGCAAACUAUGUGAAGGAAAUUGAACAGCAAGCUGUGCCAGUUCUUGUGAGAAAGAUGGAGAAAGUUAAAGGAGUUCAAAAAGUGAAGAAAACAAUUCUAGUGAAGCAAGUCGUUCCAGUAAAACGAAUUAAACCGACUAAAGUGUCUCAAAUUAGACCGUUGAUUAAGCGUAGAGCUGAAGGCGACCCAACAGCCAUUGAUAGCAGUGACAGUGUAGAGAAACGUUGUAAACGAAUCAAUUUGACGUAUGAUCAACUUCAAGACAUGGCAGUUCAACGUCAUGCUUUAUUAGAAGACUCGAUUUGUCUGUUUGGAUUCUUCCGGGAAUGUGACGACUUCGAGAAGUGGAUUAAAGACAAGGAAAAGAUGUUAAAAACUGAAGAUCCGAAAGACAAUGUCGAGACAGCUAAGAGGAAAUUCGAGAAGUUCCUGACUGACCUUUCAGCAUCUUCGAAGAGAAUUGAAGCCAUCGACAUGGCUGUUGAUGAUUUCGCUCGACAAGGUCAUUCGCAACUUGACAAAAUCAAAAUUCGUCAACGACAAAUUCAUCAACUUUGGCAACAUUUGAACCAUUUGAAAGCACAAAAAGAGAAGAGUUUGGAAGGGGCGUCAAGUGUCGAACUUUUCAAUCGAACAUGUGAAGAAGCUAAAGAUUGGAUGCAAGAAAAGAUGACGCAACUUGACACAGCUGAGUUGGGACCCGACUUAAAGACCGUCCAAGCACUUCAACGUCGCCAUCAAAAUCUCGAGCGUGAGUUGGAGCCUCUGAAAGAGAAAGUGUCGCGUGUUGAUCUUCUCGGGAAUUCUGUGAAGAAUUCUUAUCCAUCAGAGAAGGAAAAUGUGGCAAAGUCACAAAAAGACAUCAAAGAUAUGUGGCAGAAGGUGCAAGCAAAAGCUCUUGAUCGUAGAUCGCGAUUGGAGAAUGCAGUCGGUGAACAAAUCUUCACAAACAGUGCCAAGAAUCUUCUCAAUUGGGUGGAUUCUGUUAAAAAUCAGCUAAACGCUGACGAGACUGCCCGUGACGUUGAAACUGCAAAUAAUUUGCUUAAAAAGCACAACGACUUGGCAGAUGAAAUCAAAUCACAAGAUGAUGAAUUUAGUGAGUUAUUGAAACUCGGUCGUCAACUUACUGAACGAAAUCCAAAGCUCAAAGAGAUUCCAGUGAUGAUGGAGAAGCUCGCAGCUGAACAAGAAGCAGUUCAUCGUGGAUGGACGGAGAAAGAGAAAUGGUUGCAGCAAUGUGUCGAACUGCAGAUGUUUAAUCGUGAAGCUGAUAAGAUUGAUGCCACAACAAAGGCACAUGAAGCUUAUUUAGAGUACACUGACCUUGGCAAUUCACUUGAUGACGUUGAAGCAAUUCUGAAGCGUCACAAUGACUUUGAGAACACGCUUGGAGCUCAAGACAAGAUUUUGAAAGGUUUCUCGGACAAUGUUGACAAACUCAUUAAGAAUAAACAUUACGAUGCAACGGCCAUCGAUGAAAGACGCAAUCAAGUUCUAGCUCGUCGACAACGAGUCAAAGAACAAGCACAAAAUCGUCAAAAUGCUUUGCAAGCUUCACGGGAUUUCCAGAAGUUUGUUGCUGAUAUCGACGACUUGAAUAAUUGGCUUGACAAUAAAACGAAAAUUGCUGGCGAUGAGUCUUACAAAGAUUUAUCGAAUCUUCCGAGAAAGCUUCAAAAACAUCGCGCUUUUGAACGUGAACUUCGAGCAAAUGAAGGGCAGUUGAGAAUGGUCAACAAAGAUGGUGAAAGUCUCGUUAAAGCUAAGAACCGUUCAAAUGAAGUUGAACAAAUGCUUAACAAUGUCAAUAAGAAGUGGAAAGAUUUAAUUGCGAUUUCUCUCGAGAAAGGUCGACGUUUGGAACAAGCGCUGCUUCAACGUGAUCACAACAAGAACAUUGAAGAUGCAAAGAAGAAACUUGGCAAGCUUGAAACAGCACUUCAAAGCAAGCAAGUUGGAAAUGAUUUGCGUAGUUGCAAAGAUUUGAUGAACAAACAUCAAAUUCUUGAAGCUGAUAUUGCAUUUUGGGAGCAGAAAAUUGACGAGCUCGUUCAGACAAGUGAAGAAAUGGCCCAUGAAGGUCAUUUUGACGCUAACAACAUUAAGAAUGAAACGAAGAACCUUCAAAAUCAAUUUAAGAACUUGAAAGAUCCCGUCGAGAAACGUCGUGCGGCUUUGGAUGAAAGUUUGAAAUUCCACAAAUUCAACUUCGAGGUUGAUUCAGAACUUCAGUGGAUUAAUGAACGUCUACCAGCUGCAAGCUCUGAGACCAUGGGUCAGAAUCUUUACCAAGCUCAAAGCAUGGAUAAGAAGCAUAAGAAAAUGGAAGCUGAAAUUAAUGGACAUCAACCGAUAAUCGACAAAACUCUUGCAUUUGGUCAAACUUUAAUUCAACAAAAUCACCCGGAAAGUGAGAAAGCGAGAGAAUCGUGCGGUGAGUUGGAAAAUGCUUGGCAAAACCUUCAAGAAAAAGCAGAAGAAAGAGCCAAGAAAUUGGAAUUGUCGUUGAAGGCUCAACAAUAUCUUUCGGAUGCCGGUGAGAUUGAGACAUGGCUGAGCGAGAAAAACAAUAUUUUGAAGUCAACUGACUACGGUCGUGAUCGCGACUCAGCUACGAAACUUUUGACGAAACAUAAAACAAGCGAACUUGAGCUUGACACAUAUUCAGCCAUCAUACAAGAAAUGGGACACACAGCACAACUUAUGGUGACAUCGAAACAUCCCGACAGCAAGACAAUCGUCGCCAAACAACAAAUCAUUGAGAAAAUGUUGAAAUCUCUUCAAAAACUUGCAGCACAACGUCAAUUAAGACUCAUGGAAAGUCUUUACAGACAUGAAUACUUUGCUGAAUCAGCUGACUUAGAGAAUUGGAUUAAAGAACAAGAAUUAGCGGUGAAUUCUGAAGAUUAUGGCUUGGAUUAUGAACAUUUAUUGAUCCUUCAAAAUAAAUUUGAUGACUUGAAACAUCGCAUUGAAGUUGGAGCUGAAAGAUUUAAUCAAUGUGACGAAUUUGCUAAGAAAUUAAUCGGAACUGACAGUCAAUACGCGUCUGAUGUUGAGAAACGUCAAGAACAUUUGAGACGUAAUCGGGAUUCAUUCUCGAAAGCAGCUUUGGAAGUGCUUGAAAGACAUGAAGUUAUACGAAAUGCGUGGGAGAAUCUUCUGAAGCAACUUGGACAACGUGAACAACGACUUCAUGCAGCUGGUGAGAUUCAUCGCUUCCAUCGUGACGUUGCUGAAGCUUUGUUUAGAAUUCAGGAUAAAAACGCAACACUUUCAAAUGAACUCGGAAAAGAUUUGAAUUCAGCUUUGGCACUUUAUCGUAAGCACGAAGGUUUCGAAAAUGAUUUGGUUGCAUUGGAAGCGCAAUUACAAGUAUUGGUUGAAGAUUCUGUUCGAUUGCAAUCAAAAUAUCCUGGCGACAAUGCGCAAGCUAUUGCUCAACAACAGGAAACAGUUGUCGAUGCUUGGAACACAUUGAAAGAAAAUUCAGCCACACGAAGCGAUCAAUUAGCUGCCAGUUGCGAUUUCCAGAGUUUCUUAACACAAGCUCGUGACUUGAUGUCUUGGGCAAGUAAUCUUCGUGCAACAUUACAAGCUGAAGAGCAUGUCAGUGAUGCUGCUGGUGCCACCGCACUUAAGCUUCAACAUGACGCAAUUUACAACGAAAUAGAAGCACGAGAAGGAAAGUUCCGCACACUAAGUGAACUUAGCGACUCUAUGGUUCAGACUGGACAUUAUGCAGCCACUGAAGUUGAAGAGAAAUGUACCGCACUGUUGGAAGAACGUCAAAAAUUGCACAAUGCUUGGAACAAGAAGAAAAUUUUGUUAGAACAAAAAAUUGAUUUGUUCUGUUUCUUGCGAGAUGCCAAACAAAUUGACAACAUGUCAAGUGCACAAGAAGCAACAUUAUCGUCAACUGAUUAUGGUGUGACUGUUGAAACCGUUCAAGAUCUUGUAAAACGUCACGACGAAUUGGAGAAGCUCAUUCAACAGCAAGAUGAAAAGGUCGUUGUGUUGCAAGACCAUGGCCGUCGUUUGGUUGAACAGAACCAUUACGACAGUUCGAAUAUUCGUCGUCGUCUUGAAGAAGUUGUUGACAGACGAUCGAAAGUUAAAGCGCUUAGCCAAGCACGUCGCAAGAAGCUUGCAAAUGCACUUUUGUAUGCACAAUUUGUGCGCGAUGUCGCUGAAGCUGAAGCUUGGAUCAAUGAAAAGCAGAAGAAAUUGGAAGCUGAUUCAGGGUCGUUUGCUGAUGAAACAAACAUUGAAGAGAAAAUCAAACGACUUCAGAAACAUCAAGCAUUCCAAGCUGAAAUUUCAGCAAAUGAUAGUCGCAUACAAGAACUCAAAGACAAGUCGGAAACGCUGAUUAAGAAGCAACACGAGUCGACGAAAGAAAUCAAAGACGCAAUGCAAAGAUUACUCGAAGCUUGGAACAAUUUACUUCAAGCUGUCAAUGCACAAGGCAAAGGUCUGGAAGAAGCACAAGAUAUUCUUGAAUUUAACAAUCAAUUGGAGAAGAUUGACGCUUGGAUUCGUGACAAAGAUUUGAUGGUACAAGCAAAUGACACUGGGCGUGACUUAGAACAUUGCAACGCACUUAAGAGAAAGUUAGACGACGUCGGAUCAGACAUGCGAGUUGAUGAUCAACGAAUAAAAUCAAUUAAUGUGUUGGCUGACAAACUUGUGUCACAAGAAAAAUCUCCAGACGAGAUUAAGAAUGUUCAGCAGAAGCGAACUACAUUCAACAACCGUUGGCGACAAUUGCAAGGAGCUAUAAAUGCUUAUCGAGUUCUUCUCGAAGGUGCUUAUGAGAUUCAUGUCUUCAACAGAGAUUUGGAUGACACUUGCGAGAGAAUUGCUGAGAAAUCCUUAGCAAUGUCAAGUGAUGAUAGUGGUCGAGAUUUAACAGCCGUUGAAGCUAUGAGAAGGAAACAAGACACACUCGAACGUGACAUGACAGCAGUCAAACAGAAGAUUUUCGAACAUGAAAAUGAUGCUGCGAAACUUAUGAGAAAAUAUCCUGAACGUGCUGACGACAUUAACAAGAAUUUGAUGAAUUUGAAACAAAAAUGGGAUCAACUGGAAGCGUUGAGAGAGAAGCGACGACAACAAUUGGAAGAUGCUUAUCAAGUUCAUAAAUUCUUAGCAGAUGUCAAGGAACUUGAAAAGUGGUCACAAGACAUAACAAAGAAGAUGGAAAAAGGCGUUCAACCAUCAACAAUCCCCGAAUGUGUCGCUCAAAUUGAGUUACAUGAAGAGAGAAAAGCUGAGAUUAAUGGUCGUGACAAUAUUUUCAAGGAAAUGAUUCAACAUGGACAAAAGUUGUCAACAGAAACAACUGAAAAAGCCGAUGACGUUGCAUAUGCACAAAAGAAACUUGAAGAAGUUCAUCAGAAAGUUCAUAUCGCGUGGAAAGAUCGUGCAAAGCGAUUGAAUGACGCUCAUCAAUUGCAAUUGUUUAAAGAUCUUGCUGAUCAGAAAGACGCUUGGUUGGCAAGUAAAGAAGCUUUUUUGAACAACGACGAUCUUGGCGAAUCAUUUGCCGCUGUUGAAGUUUUGAUUAAGAAACAUGAAGCGUUUGAAAAGUUGCUGCUUACAAGCACAGUUGUGGAUGAACUUCAAGAAUUCGCUAACAAAGUAUUGGCCCAAGAACCAUACGAGAUAACAACAGUUGAGCUACGUUUGGAUGGCGUCAAGAAUAGAAUGGAGAGACUCAAAACGCAGUCAAGUAUUCGACGAAAGAAGUUAAACGAAUCGCUUCAAUUUCAACAGUUUUUGCGUAAUUUGUAUGAAGUUGAGCGAUGGUUGGGACAGAAACUUCAAGUUGCACUCGAUGAGAAUUACCGAGAAACGAGCAAUCUUCAGAGUAAGAUUCAAAAGCAUGGAGUGUUCGAUGCUGAACUUCUUGCCAACACAAGUCGUGUUGCUGCUGUGAUAACUGAAGGAGAAGCUUUGAUCGAGUCGAAACAUUACGCAUCAGCUGAGAUUCAACAACAGAUUGAAAUGCUUGAAAGUGAGUGGGGAAAACUUCAAGAAGCGUCACGUGAGAAGAAGAUUAGAUUAAGUGAAGCUUAUGAAGCUCUCAUUUUCAAUCGUUCCUUGGACGAAUUCAAUUCUUGGAUGGAUGAAAUUGAGUCACAUUUGUCAUCGGAAGAUUAUGGAAAGGAUUUGCCGACAGUCAAUAAUUUGAUAAAGAAACAUCAAGUUUUGGAAGCUGACGUGAUUCAUCAUGGCGAGUUUAUCGAGCAGAUAAAAACCGAAGAUCAAGCUUUCUUAAAUUCAGAUCAUUUCAUGAAGAAUGAACUUCACGAGAAGGCAAUGUACGCGAUUAAACGUUACCAUUCAUUGAAUGAGCCAAUGACGAUCCGAGGCGAUAACUUAGACGACUCUUUACUGCUUCAUCAGUUCUUACGCGAUUCAGAAGAUGAAAUUCAGUGGUUGGCUGAGAAGGAACCGUUGAUAGCUUCUAAAGAUUUAGGAAGCAACUUGACAGCUGUCCAAAGUCUUCAGAAGAAACAUCAAGCUUUGGAAUCGGAGAUUCUCUCACAAGAGCCAACUGUGUCUGCGAUUAUUUAUCGUGGUCAACAAAUGAUUCAAAAUGGCCAUUUUGCAAAUGCUCAAAUCGAGUCACGUUGCAAUGAGCUUCAAAGAAAAUUAAUUUUAAUACGUGACUUGGUUAGUGUUCGUCGUUUGCGGUUACUCGAUGCUGUUGAAUCGCAAAUGUUUUACGCUGAAGCUAAUGAAUGUGAAUCGUGGAUUAAAGAGAAGCGUCCGAUUUUAAUAUCGAGCGAUUUUGGGAAAGAUGAAGACGCUGUUCAGUCACAACAAAAGAAACUCGAAACACUUCAACGUGAACUUGUUUCUUUCGUGCCUACUGUUGAGAAAGUUGGCAAACUUGCUGACAAUCUUUGUGAACGUGGGCAUUUUGACAAUGAAAAGAUUCGCAGUAAAAGUACGAAAAUUCAGCAACAACUUGAAGAGCUUCAAAAGUUGUCAAUCGAACGUGAAAAGAGAAUCAGCGAGCAACGAAAAUUCCUCGAAUUUAUGCGUGAAAUUGAAGAUCUUCACGAAUGGAUCGGUGAUCAGAUGACGACUGCAUCGUCUGAAGAAUAUGGGACAGAUGUCGAACAUGUUCAGCAAUUGACGCUUGCUUUUGAGUCGUCAGUGUCAACAAUAACAGCAAAUGAACCUCGUGUGCAGCAAUGUCAGAUGAAAGCUGAUGAGUUGAUUAAAGAUCAGAAUCCAUACAAGGAAAUCAUUCAAGUGAAACGUGACGAAACUAAACAACUUUGGGAUGAAUUGAAAGAACUCAUUGCAGCACGUCAAGAAGCACUUGCGGGUGCUAAGAAGGUUCAUGUUUACGAUCGAACUGCUGACGAGACAAUCGCUUGGAUUAAUGAGAAAAUUGCUGACAAUUUAAGCGAAGAUUACGGACAAGACUUGGAGACAAUUCAAGCAUUAAGUCGAAAACACGAACUCUUUGAAAUUGAAAUUGCUGCUGUUCGUGAACAUGUUGAGUCGGUGCAAGCUGAAGCCAAACAACUUGCAGAUGCUUUUCCAGAUGCUCGAGAUCACAUUGAAGUGAAGCGAGAAGAAACAAUCGAAGCUUGGACGGAAUUGAAUGACAAAUCACAACAACGUAAAGUGAAACUCUCGCAAGCUGAACAACUUCAAGCAUACUUUGAUGAGUAUCGCGAUUUAAUGGCUUGGAUCAAUGAGAUGCUUGCGAAGAUAACAUCACCAGAUCUGGCAAAUGACGUCAGUGGCGCUGAAGCAUUAAUCAUGAAAAUUAGAGAACAUCAAGCCGAAGUUGAUGCACGUGAAGAAAUUUUCGACAACUUCUACAAAACCGGACGAAAGUUGAUUAAAGAUAAACAUUUCCUUGCUAAUGAAGUUGAAGAUAAGAUUGGAGUGUUGGAACAUCGUCAGAAACUCUUGGACAAGACGCUUCAAAAUCGACGAGAAAUUUACGAUCUUAACUUAGACACGCAACUUUUCCUACGUGAAGCAACCGUCCUUGAGAAUUGGAUUCUUUCUCGAGAAGUGCAAUUGAAAGAUGGAGAGUUGGGUGAAACAAUUCCACACGUUGAAGACUUAAUUAGGAAGCACGAAGACUUUGAGAAAACUGUCGCAGCUCAAGAGGAGAAGUUUGAGGCGCUUAAGAGAAUAACUUUGUUGGAACAGUUGUUUAAAAAGCAGAAAGAAGAUGAAGAGGCAGCUAAGAGAGCUGAGAAGGAGAGAGUGGAAAAAGAAAGAAUUGAAGCUCUGAAGCAGAAAGAAGUUCAAAGAAUAACUGAAGAACGUCGUAGGAAUGAAAAGCAAAUCGAUGGACGAACUGAUAAGCCCCCGAUUUUCUCAUCACCUCAAAAUAAAGCUCAACAUCAACAACAAGUGGCAGUUGAACAACCAGCGAGUGUUACUGGCUUAAAGCCCAGCGCAUCUUCUGAGUCAUUGACACAAGUGCAGAAGUCCAGCUCAUUUGUCAACAUAUUUGGAGAUCGUCUUCGACGAGGCUCAGAAGGAAAUGUGAAGCGUGCUGAGAGUAUGAAAGUUCAACCAAAAGGACCGAAACGAACGCCAUCAUUUACAACGAGAAAGCGAGCGACAAGCUUCAAGAAAAAUCAGAAAACUGAGAAUCAAUUCGACCUACCGCCAGUUGAGAUUCAAGGAAUGCUUGAACGAAAGCACGAUUUGCAAUCAGGUGGCAAAAGAGCUCCAGUUCGUUCAUGGAAACUAUUCCACACUGUCCUUUGUGGACAACUUCUCUGCUUCUUCAAAGAUGACGAAGAUUUCCGUCAACGAAAGGCGACAACAGCACCCGUCAAUAUUCUUAACGCUAUUUGCGUGAAAGCAGAAAAUUAUACCAAAAAGAAAAACGUUUUCCGAUUGAGCCUCCCUGAUGGAUCAGAAUUUUUGUUCUUAGCUUCAUCACUAGAUGAAAUGAAUGAUUGGGUUAAUAAAAUCUCUUUCCAUGCCAAUCUGCCUCCAAAUCUACAAUUGAUGAGCUAUGAUGAAACAAUGAAGGCAAACAGCACAGCACAAUUGUCUCCAUCAAAGUCAUCCAACACUAGUCAAUACGGCAGCGAACACGAUGGUUCAUCAGUCAGCUCACGUACAUCAUCACCCGAUCCGAAUCAACGAAGAGACUCAAACAGCAGUGGCGUUCAAACAACUCCACAAAUGAAUUUCCUGCAAAAGCAGAGAGAAUUACGAGAACGAGAAAAUCAGAAUUGGAAUAGUGAGCCACCACCACACUCUCCAACAGGUGGUUUUUAUGAUAAGCCGCCAAUUCCACCACGUGGUGUUCCACCUCCGGUUCCACAACGACAAUCAAGUGUUGAAAAGUUCUCUGAAGUUGAAAUUCGUCCAAAAAAUAUCAAUGGAAGUGAAGAUCAUUACAGCAAUAAUCCAUCAAACCGACCAUAUUCUCUGCAACAGCCACAAUCGCGUGCACCACUUGUAGUACCGAACAAUGGAAAUGGAACCACCGAAGAAGUUUGGCUGCGACAAGGCGAAAACCGUUCAUCAGAACCUCCCCCACUUCCCCUUACGCACCCGCCUUUUGGAAGUGGAAUGUCGCAUGGUUCACCUAUGAAAUUCACGACCUUUCACCAACAUCAUCAACUCGUUGCUCAUCCUCAACACAACCCGACGAAUGGAAGUUAUGAUGGAAGUAACUAUCCUACACAAACCAUUCAUGUAACAAAUCAACAGCAACAUUACAUGAUUCCCCAACAAAUGCAUCAUCAUCAUCAGCAACAGUUUUUUGAAAAUAAUCCCCCACAAUUGUCAUCAAAUUAUGUCCCAGUCAAUUCCUACACAAAAAUGUCUGCACCAUUAGGAGGUCAUCAACAGCAACGAAAUACUAUAGCGUGGCAUCAACAACAUUCAUCGAGUUCAACAUCACCGAUAAGAAAUGGAAAUUCCAACGAAUCUGGCUGGGGUCAAGGACGUUUUGAUACUGGUCGACCAACAUCGUUACCACCUCAAAGUUCUUCGCAACAGCAAGAUGGCUCGCAAAUAAUUGCACAGCAUAGAAUGUCCGCUGAAAGCUCGAGCGAGAGUGAAGCUGGUGGAAUUACAAACAAAAAAGAAGGAAAAGAAAAAGAUCGAAAAGGAGUUUUCAGAAUAUUUUCCAAAAAGAAAUCAAAAAAUCAACAGUAGAAAGACGCCUUAGGCAAUUGUAAAUUGGUUUGUGAUUUUUUCAUUUCUUCAAUGCUAAAGAAGAUAAAUUGUUAAUUAGAAGGUCAUAAAAUAUUCGGAUAUAUGUAAACAAUCAUUCACCAACAUAUUGUGCUUCAUUUAUGCAACAUAGGUAGUUAUAUUUUUUCUUUAUUAUAUCUAACGAUAACAAACAAAAAGUGCAUUUAAGAAAUAAAACGAUAAUAUCUAAUCAUCAAUUAAAACAAUGGA